Messenger RNA from Botrytis fragariae, 390 nucleotides. RefSeq lists its product as uncharacterized. The transcript is spliced from 2 exons. NCBI's taxonomy places the organism in Eukaryota, Fungi, Ascomycota, Leotiomycetes, Helotiales, Sclerotiniaceae. The coding region runs from base 1 to 390 and encodes 129 amino acids. The record is from RefSeq and is a predicted model, not a curated record.
AUGAUCUGCCUUGAGAAGAUAAAUUCCAAGACUUUAUUCAAUUCCUUCACCGUCAAAAGAACCCACGAUGUUGGUUUUCCGCCCCCAACUUCAUAUACUCUCCCCCUUGACAUUCCAUAUGAUUGGUGCACUAGGGAGAUAGAUAUAAAAUCUCAAACCUUGAAUGAUUACACACAAGAAAGCUCUGAAGCAUCAAGGAGGAAUUGUUUGUAUUCGCCGAUGCAAAACCUCGGUAUGAAAUCUUGCACUCUAAUGCGUUCCAAAUCUUACAUGUACAUCAGAUCUUUCAUUGGCAAUCAUACGAAUUCUCAGCGCGUGCAUGAACAACAAAGAAUCGACGGCGAGCAGAAGAAGUGGGAAUCACCAACACAUGGGAUAAGCACUAGAUAG